ACGGCUGCGUAUGCGUUCGCAUCGCUCUCGCGAUACUUUGAUGUCAUACACUGAUCGGUCUGCUGCUGCUGUGUAAGCAAAACAUACCUCACAGAUCUCCGCGGAGGCGGCAGCGGCCACAUCUUUAUCUCUGUUCCUCACUGAAAAACAUCACACCGAUGCUCUUCAGUACAGUACAAGAUCAGCGAAGAACAUACACAUGAGGUGACAUUGAUCACAAAACACGACAGCCUCUCUGUAACUGAAUGGACUCUGUAGAUGUGUGUUAGUCCAGGUGUGUGUUUGCACAUUUGCCCCCUCAAUGGUGGACAAAGGCUCUGACUGACAGCACAAGUGUGUUUGCCUCUACUUUUGCCCGAUGGUGUCCUUGUUUAUCUGAGAGUGUUUGAGAAAAGCAAGCAUCAUGUCGAGGGCAGACAGGGCGAUUAACAGUGAAGCGGGUGACUGGGGCUACAGUGAGGAUGCUGGUGAAAGAGCAUGGCUCCUGCAGAGCCCCAGUGUGGACUCCAUCCAACCACCUAAUCAAUCUGACGACAGAAGGGGAGGGACUUCAUUACUUGGGGCUGUGUUUAUUGUGGUGAAUGCUGCUCUGGGAGCCGGACUUCUCAAUUUUCCUGCUGCUUUCAACAUGGCUGGAGGCGUCACAGCCGGAGUGACCCUUCAAAUGUGUAUGAUGGUAUUUAUCAUCACUGGGCUGGUGAUCUUGGCUUAUUGUUCUCAGGUGAGCAAUGAAACAACAUAUCAGGAGGUGAUUCGUGCUGUGUGUGGGAAGGUUCUUGGUGUCGUAUGUGAGCUGGGCAUUGCUGUUUACACAUUUGGCACCUGCAUAGCCUUCCUUAUUAUAAUUGGCGAUCAGUUAGACAAGCUGAUUGGCGCAAUAAAUCAUGAGUCGGAGAAGAUGAUUAGUUCGCACUGGUACACAGAUCGCAAGUUCACCAUCACUUUGACCUCAGUGCUGAUCAUACUUCCUCUAUCUAUACCCAAAGAGAUUGGCUUCCAGAAGUAUGCCAGCACCCUGAGUGUUAUCGGCACCUGGUAUGUGACAAUCAUAAUCAUCGUCAAAUACAUCUGGCCCGACAAAGACGUUUCUCCAGGAAUCAUCCCAGUCAGCCCUGCAUCCUGGACCGAUGUGUUCAAUGCCAUGCCCACAAUCUGCUUUGGUUUCCAGUGUCAUGUCAGUAGCGUUCCAGUUUUCAACAGCAUGAAGAAGCCAGAAAUCCGGCCCUGGUGGGCAGUUGUUACAGUCAGCGUGAUCAUCUGCCUCUUUGUGUAUACAGGCACAGGUGUCUGUGGCUUCCUGUCAUUUGGCUCAAGCGUAAGCCAGGAUGUUUUGAUGUCAUAUCCAUCUGAUGACAUUGCGGUGGCCAUUGCUCGAGCCUUCAUCAUCAUCUGUGUUGUUACCUCAUAUCCAAUCCUGCACUUCUGUGGAAGGGCAGUGCUGGAAGGUUUGUGGUUGCGUUUUAAAGGAGAGGAGGUGGAGACAGAUGUGGCCAGGGAACGGAGACGGAGAAUACUGCAGACAGUCGUCUGGUUUUGUCUCACAUUAAUUCUUGCUCUCUUCAUUCCUGAUAUCGGACGAGUGAUUUCACUAAUUGGUGGUUUGGCUGCAUGCUUCAUUUUUGUGUUUCCAGGGUUGUGCUUGAUUCAGGCAAAGCUUUCAGAGCAUGAUGUCAGAUCAACCAGUUGGAAGGGAAUGGUGGCCUAUGGGGUUGUUAUGGUUACGAUUGGUGCUUUCAUCUUUGGCCAGACGACCACAAAUGCCAUCUACCAAGAUAUCAUCAAUCAUCCCAGCAGCCCAUAGACGAGUUGUUGUGACCUCAUGAAUAUUGGGCUGUGAACCAAUAGAGACCAAUUAAAAACAAGGGAAAGAAGCCUGUCCAAAUCACGUCUACCACUGACCUCUAUCCAGUCUUCAGGAGACUGUUGCAAAUUUCUCCUAUUGUAAAGUGCAGCAGUCCCACAGAAGUCUGUACCUCUUGAUGUAGUGGAUCAUCCACCUGCAUGCAGCAUCAAGCUCUCUGCUCUGGCUGUUUGUGAAUGGAGGACCCCUGUGAAGGACAAUAUACGUCACUAUUUUCUGAAUGGAUAUGGACAUUGUGUUAAAUCCUCCAGUGUUAGAUCUUCCAAAUAUAGCCUCUUUCUUUUGAAAUGUAAUUGUUUUUUGUCCAUUCUCUUUUUUAAUUUUUAUGUUUUUUUUAAGAAACUGAUUUUAUGAAGGCCUUAUAUGCUUGACAUUGCAAAUGUGGUCAGUGUUCAUAAUGUUUACCCUUAGAAUCUUAUUGCAAACUUUUUUUCUUGAUGACUUGCACUGCUAAACAUGUAAUUCUACAGUUCCAUAAGAUCUUGUGUGUGUGUGUGAGAGAGUGUGACUUUAGAUCAGAAGUGACAUAAAAUGAUCAUUAUUUAAACUGUAUUUCAAAAAAUACUUGAUGAAUGGUUUUUAUUUUCAUUUAAUGCAUUGUUGUUUUAGCCACAUCUUCUGAAUGUGUUUUUCAUGAAAUUGUUGCUUAGGCCAAGGGUGCAAUUAUCUCUGAUUUUAUUAGUUCACUGGUACUUGAGUGAGUGAGAUGGUUAACUGAAAACUCAAUAAUUAUUUUGUGUUUAUUUAGUUUUAGGGGAGAAAUUCUGGUACUGAAGUGUGAGAAUGAGAAUUUAUUGGUUCCAUUAAACCAUUCUCCUAACAGUUUAAUUGUGCAAGUCACAGUUGUGGUGUGCUGGUAACCCCUUUUUGUACCACACGCUCCAAUUCUCAAUAAUGCCUACAUAUGAAAAUUCCUCAUGGAUUUAAUCAGUAACACUAGAUGCAUGUUUGCUUUUGCACAAUCGUGUAUUAUUGUAUGUUUUACUGUUUCAGUGCAAUCACUAAAGGGAUGUUCCCUGAGAAAUCAGCAAACUGC
Molecule: messenger RNA, 2897 nt
Organism: Sinocyclocheilus grahami
Lineage: Eukaryota; Metazoa; Chordata; Actinopteri; Cypriniformes; Cyprinidae
Product: putative sodium-coupled neutral amino acid transporter 7
Exons: 12
Coding region: 404-1801 (465 amino acids)
Biological process (GO): amino acid transmembrane transport
Cellular component (GO): membrane
Molecular function (GO): L-glutamine transmembrane transporter activity; L-asparagine transmembrane transporter activity
Source: RefSeq, a predicted model, not a curated record